AUGACCCUGCGUCUAACUUCUGCCCCGGUCUCUGGUAUUAAGAAACGAUCCUCUACUGCUCGCGCCCAACCCUCGCCCUUUGCUGCCCAUGCGCGCCGCAAAGCCACCGCCAGCGGGGCCGGUGUGAAGGCUGCUGUCCCGGACUGGGGAGUCGAUGACCCCCUGCCGGACCAAGGCAGCUCACAAUAUAUCUCCACGACAGCACCUGUUCAAAAUGUGGUGCAAGCGAUCCAGUAUAUCCGAACAGGCAUGUUCGACGACCUGCCCGCCCGAGCCGGCAUGAACAGCACUCGGAUCGCCGAAGUCCUCAACCUGCGCCGCUCUUUGCCACCCCUCGCCUCGGUGGCCCACGUGCAUACCCUCCUCGAUGCGCCGACUCAGGUCGAACGGGAGAUUGUGGAGUUGGUUCAGUCGGGUCGGGUUCGGCGCUUGAUUGUUCCUGGCCGUGGCGGUGACGCUGCGGGACUGGGCGAUUGCUUGGUUCUAGCCGAGGACUGGGAGGAGCUGGUACAAGGGAACGCUGCGUUGGGUGCAUCAGUCAAGGGUGAGUAUGUUUGA
Molecule: messenger RNA, 558 nt
Organism: Penicillium lagena
Lineage: Eukaryota; Fungi; Ascomycota; Eurotiomycetes; Eurotiales; Aspergillaceae
Product: Stk19 family serine/threonine-protein kinase
Exons: 1
Coding region: 1-558 (185 amino acids)
Biological process (GO): positive regulation of Ras protein signal transduction; protein phosphorylation
Molecular function (GO): protein serine/threonine kinase activity
Source: RefSeq, a predicted model, not a curated record